AUGACGUUUCUCGGCCUAUUCGGCAACAAAAAGCUCGACUAUGAGCAAUUCGAGAAACAGCUCACCACCUUAAGCGGCGACAUUGCAAAAACCCGCAACCAGCUAACGUUUUUGCAACGAAAACGCUCUUCAACUCGUUCUUCUACGAUCCUAUAUCUAUCGGUAAUCUACGUAGUGAUCGUGGCUUACAGAUAUAGGCUAGCGCUGGCAGGGCUUGGAAUUCUCGCAGAGAACAAACUGGUGUGGCAACUUUUCAUUGGGUGUCUGCUGCCGCGAGACUUGAUGGUGGCCCUUUUGUCACCCAUUGUGAUCGCAGCAGCAGUCUAUUUGAUCGAUACUUUAUUCAGGUGGUGGAUCCGAAGCAAGGAGCGGCUGUUGGGGAGCAUGAUGAAGAAACACCGUGAAAAGCUCGAGGAAUUGAAGCUGGUGACCAACUUCAGCAAAACCAACCUGCUCUUGCAACGGUUUGACUCUGCGACAGCCACAGCUGCUGCGCCGGAAAAACAAAAGCUUGUGAGGGAACCUGGCCCGGGCGGCAAAUCAAGACCCGAGGCUACGCGGCCUCAACCAGCAGCAGGUUUGCAACAACCAUCGAAUGGACCGCAGGUCCCCAAUCACCAACAAAAACGGGCUCCAUUGCUGGUCAAUCCACAGCCCGUUGCUGCUCCUGCUACUGACGCAGGAAAUGCAUCGCCUGCUGGCUGGGCAGUUCCGGUCAAAAAGGGCAUUCAGGACCGGUUGUUGGACCUAAUCAUCGGGUCGGAGCACAACGAAACGGUGGAAAGCCGAUAUGCGCUUAUUUGCGCUCGAUGCUAUACACAUAACGGCCUUGCGCCACCUGGCUGUACCGAUCCAUUUUCUAUUGUGUACUUCUGCCGCAACUGUUCGUUCAUGAACGGCAAGGUCGAGGCACUGGAGCAAAAAAUAGAGAAGGCAAUCAAUGAUACCACGGAGCUGCAGAAAAAGGAUGAAGAUGUCGAAAAAGCAGACAAAGAAUCAGGAGUUGCUGAGGCGGUGGACCUGGAAAAGAGUUCGGACUCUGCUGAGGGUUCGGAGCUGACAAGCUCCUGA
Messenger RNA from Australozyma saopauloensis, 1071 nucleotides. RefSeq lists its product as uncharacterized. Gene Ontology annotation, biological process: endoplasmic reticulum tubular network organization. NCBI's taxonomy places the organism in Eukaryota, Fungi, Ascomycota, Pichiomycetes, Serinales, Metschnikowiaceae. The record is from RefSeq and is a predicted model, not a curated record. The coding region runs from base 1 to 1071 and encodes 356 amino acids. Gene Ontology annotation, cellular component: endoplasmic reticulum tubular network. The transcript has a single exon.